UGGUGGUCACGGGAGUCCACUCAGUGAUGUGGAGGGGAGCAGACAUGAUGGCAGUGAGAGGACUGGUGCUGGUACUGGGCUUACUGGUGAGCGCUCACUGUGAGGUGAGAGCACGAGACCCUGAGGUGGAGGAGGAUGAGGAGGAACUGGGAGCAAGAGGAGGAGGAGGAGAAGUGUCUCUCGACCAUCUCGAGAGGCUUCACCCCGGGGCGACAGAGACCCCUCCCCUGGGAGAGAGGGGGAACUACCCAGCCCGAACCGGGAACUGGUGUGCGUUCGUGCAGCAGCGUGUGGUCACCAAGGCGGUAGCGUGUGGAACAGAGAAGUACACCAUCAAGUCUCAGAGUCCAUGUCCGAGUGGGACGCCCGACUGUCAGCUGAUCAUGUACAAGCUGUCCACCCGGCCUGUCUACAGGCAGAGGCAGCAGAUCUCCACGGCUCUGCUGUGGCGCUGCUGUCCGGGACACGGAGGACACAACUGUGAGGACGCAGUCUCUGAUGCACAACUGGAUUCUGGAAGCUCGGCUCUGAUUGAAGGAUCUGAAGACGUGAGAACAGAGCUCCUCGUUCGAGAUCUGCAGCAGCAGCUCCAGAAGCAACGCGGCGACCCGGACAGCGAACAGAACGACCACCAGGCGCUGUAUGACGCCGGUUACCAGGACAACCAGCACAACCAGCACAACACCACAGACACGGCCCUGGACCUGGACCCACCCCUGGACCUGGACCUGGACCUGGACCUGGACCUGGACCUGGACCUAGACUUGGACUUGGACCACCACCACAACCCCAACCCUCAUCCCACUCCUCAGCACCCCACGGACACGUACGACCACCACCCCCACCAGCCCAUCCAGCACCACCCCCACCAGGACCACCAGCACCACCCCCACCAGCCCAUCCAGCACCACCCCCACCAGCCCAUCCAGCACCACCCCCACCAGCCCAUCCAGCACCACCCCCACCAGGACCACCAGCACCACCCCCACCAGCCCAUCCAGCACCACCCCCACCAGGACCACCAGCACCACGGGCAGCAGAAACACCAUCUUCCUGUUGAUGAGGUGGAUGCUGACACCCUCCCGUACCCAGAGCCCCCUACUGCCCUCCCCGUCCCCGACAUGAUGGCCCUGGUCAUGUCCCAGCUGCAGCCGCUCCUGCAGGGCUUCAACCACUCACUGGAGCUCCUGAGCCGGCAGGUAGGGGACCUGGUCCGCGACGUGGCCGAGCUGAAGAGCGACCAGAUGGAGGUGGAGAUGCAGUCCGGGCCCCCGGCCGGCCCCGAACUCGACGAGGCAGCGGAGGAGCGCCUGGAUGCCAAGAUGGAUGAGGCGUUUCAGCAUGUCAGGGAGGUCCAGAGGCAGAUGGAGGGCCAGCGGACAGACAUGGAGAACAGGCUGCACUCCCAGCAUGCAAUGCUGCACUACAACCUCACCAGCUUCAAGACGGACAUCGACAUGAAGCUGAAACGCCACCAGAAGAUGUUGCAGCUCAACCUGCAGGCCAUGAAUACUACACUAACUGAACUGAAGCUGGACCAGGAUCAGACCACUGAGUAUCAGCUGGAGGAUUGGACCACCGAGGAUCAGCUGGAGGAUCAGACCACUAAGGGUCCGCAAGAGGAUCAGACCACUAAGGGUCCGCUGGAGGAUCAUCCCCCUCCUCCCUCCCUGCUUACCCCCCACCCGCCGCUGCAGCCCUCACACACCUCGGCGCUCUGGGAGGCCAUCGAGCGACUGGACAACAUGGUGGUCAACAACACAGUGAAGGUGGACGGCCUGAUGGAGGACAUGGAGGUGACGUCGGGGGACGUCCAGCUGCUGAGGCGAGACUUCAAGGAGCUGGAGAAGCACAUCAACCGGACGGCCCGGACCAGUCAGGUCCAGUUCAUGGAGACGGGGCUGGAGGUGGAGGCGGCGAGGGAGGCGGUGUUGUGGCAGGUGGGCGAGCUGGUGGGGAACCUCAGCCGGCAGGGCGAGCGGCUGCGUGAGAUGGACGUGGACGUGGACUAUUUGUACGAUGCCUUCUACAAGCAGAACUCCAGCACGGACUGCGACUGCAAGGGCCUGAAGGCCGCCAUCGCUCGACUGGAGAGGGGCGUGGCUAACGUGACGGAGCUGGCCAGUUACAACAGAUUGGCCCUGGCCGAGGAAAGCGAUGAGGGGGAGGGCCAGUGGAGCGAAGCAGGCUACUGGGAGCCGGCGGUGGAGGCGCUCAAACGUGAACUCCAGCAGGUGAAGGUCUUUCUGUCCACGCAGCGCAACGUGACCGAGACUCUGGAUCAAAGCCUGAACCGGCUGAGCGGCUCGGUGGCGGUCGCCGUGGCCGAGGUCUCCGGCAUGAAGGAGGCGGACCGGAAGCUUUUGGAGGAGAUGCAACACCUGUCCGCCUCCUUCAGGUCUCUGCUGACAGACGCCAUACGACACAGCGACGUGCUGGAGCUGCUGCUGGGGGAGGAGGUGCUGGAGUUCCUGGAGUGGCCCGUCCAGGAUCAGGAGGCCCACUCCAUCCCAUCUAUAAAGGAGCAGCUGAGGCUCCUGCAGGAGCAACUGAGAGGACACGGUCUGAGCAUCACCUCCCUGCUGGGAAACAAGCCAGGAGGUAAAGAGGAGAAACCAUCUGCUGACCAGCCCUCCUCCUCCUCCUCCUCCUCCUCCCAUCUUCUCUCCGACGACCGGCUCCCUGGAAGCAUGAGGAGGAGCAGCGGUGGAGUUCAAGCCCGUGAUCGCCAGCUGCUCCUCCUCCCCGAGGGGAGGCGUCCGGAGCACGGAGGAGACGGCAGUGACCUGUGGAAUCUGGAGAAAAGAGUGGAGGAACUGAGGCUGAAGGUGCUCCAGCUAGAGGAGAAGUCCUGCAACACUUCAAGCGAGAGGGAGGAUGCGCCCGGUGACGCGGAGGCUAAGCUGCAGGUGGAGGUGAUGUGGCUGAAGAGGGGCCUGGAGGAACACCUGAGGGUGUUCAAGAACGUCUUCAGCAACGCCGACGAGCUGGCGGGAUCCGAUGCCACGCUGGAGCUCGACAAACUGUGGCAGCUGGUGAAGAACAAAGGCGGAAAGAAAGAGAAGAAGAGAGGAGGAGGAGGAGGGUCAGAAAGAGGAGGAGUUAACCAUCGGAGCAGGAGGGAGACAUCAGGUGUUGCUCCCGUCCCGCCCAGCCUAUCAGGGGACUCCCUGCUGCUCGUGGCCGGAUCCCCUUUGAGCGUCUCGAACGGCGUCGUCGCGUUCGAAGCGUCGCUGAACCGGGGUCAGUUUUACUCCGACACCGGCACCUUCGCGGCUCCGCUGAACGGCGUCUACCUGUUCGUCCUCACCUUGGACCUGAGGCCUGGCCCCACCCACGUGGUCCUGAGGAGGGGGUCAGGCGGAGCUCCGGUGCACCUACACCGCCGGGAGGUCACGGUUGCCGGGCCGGUCACCGAUGUGGGCCUCCUGCCGCUUAGGGAGGGGGAAGAGGUGAGGCUGGAACUGAAGGGAGCGGGAUGGACGGAGUCAGAGGACAAUGUGUUCACCGUGCUGCUGCUGCACCGGACCGGCUGACGGCUGCGGGAAAGACACUGAUCAGAGACUCUGGGAGUUAAAACACAUUCAUACGUAUUCCAGUUAGCGGAGGUUUAUUCCAAAAAGCCCCCUCGACCCUUAAACCACCACGUUACGAUAAAUCUGCAGGCGUAAAUCUUGAUAGCCAUGCCUCAAAACUUGUCAAAACUAGAAAAUAAAAUUCAAAGAAACAAUUAAACCGAGAUACAAAUGCAUGUUCUCAGUUUCCCUCGUUCGGCGUCUUCCAACUCGCUCCGAUUGCCUCAAACUGAAGCAUGUGUUGUUGUUUUUUAGCUUAGCUUAGCAUAAAGACUAUAGACCUCUGAAGCGCACCAAUUCAAAUGUUUAGAUUGCGUUUGUUACGUAUUUUUAUACACCAUGGAAUUAUUUGACUACAAAGUGGCUCAAAACAACCACAAAGAGCCACAAAAAGGUUCAGUUUCUGGUUUCGUUGCACAAAACGAGAUUAAAAAUACAAACGAUAACAUCCUUAGAUUUGCUGGUAGUUGUAUUUUUGAACUUUUGGGAAAUGGCAGGCUAAGUGUUUUCCCCCCGUUUUCAGUGACUAUGCUAAGCUAGGCUAACUCGAGCUCCAAAACAAUGGCGCUACUUAAUGUGUGUAGCCGUCAAACAUCGCUGUCACAUUGCUGUCACACUUGACUCUGACGUGCUGUCGGCCCUGCAGUGUCACUUUAACCUGAAGUCCGGAUUAAUCUUCAGCUCCCUCUUUUCAUCUUCAUCUUCAGAAACAAAAUCUGACCACAGAUCAGCUUCUGCCGACAGUUUUCUCUCCGAGGCUGAGGAGAGAAGUUAAACAUGUGUGUAAAAGUCAUCACAUCAUCUGUGUCUUUUAAGGGAAUUACAUUUUUAAUUUUUUUACAUAAAGACAUGUUUGUAUCUAAAGUCACCUGUAAUGUGUAAUGUUUGUAAAGUACCAAUAUAGUAAGGAAAAAGCACAGAGCAGUAUAUGAUAUAUAUAUUUAUAUAAAGGAACAGCUGAGCCGUUUGUUGGUGUAAACAAAGUCAUGUGUGUGCUUUUAGAAAAGUUAGAUGGUGGAUCAUUCUAAUCUAAAGUCAGUGUGUAACUUAAUAAAAAUGUUUUAUCUCCAGAA
Molecule: messenger RNA, 4648 nt
Organism: Cyclopterus lumpus (lumpfish)
Lineage: Eukaryota; Metazoa; Chordata; Actinopteri; Perciformes; Cyclopteridae
Gene: mmrn2a
Product: multimerin 2a
Exons: 11
Coding region: 27-3536 (1169 amino acids)
Molecular function (GO): protein binding
Source: RefSeq, a predicted model, not a curated record